Molecule: messenger RNA, 583 nt
Organism: Meloidogyne enterolobii
Lineage: Eukaryota; Metazoa; Nematoda; Chromadorea; Rhabditida; Meloidogynidae
Source: the annotation of a GenBank genome assembly
GGUAUUAUUUAAAUACCUUUUCUUUCUUAGAAACGAGAAAAAACCUUCAAUUUUUCGAAUGACUAUUAGAAUAUUAUUAAAUUCUUUUUUACAAAUACUUAAUAAAAAAUCUUUAAUUUUUCUUUUUAUUUUCUCCCAUAUAUUUUUGCUUUUUUGUUUUACUACUUUAGUUGAUUCUCAAGAAGCAACAGAAGGUGGAUGCCCUUCAGGUUUUUAUAACAAAACUGGAAGGGACCAAUGCGAGGAGGAGUGCGAUAAGGAGUUUUAUUAUAUUUCUUUAUUCACUUAUGGAGCUUGCGUGAACGCACCUACUCGCUCAAUUGGAAAAAAUGCACCACAAUGUAAUUUAACAUGUGGUAUUCGUUUACAAUUAUGGGCAACUAUUGCUAUUUUUGUGAUAAUAGCCGCAGCUCUAGUUAGCUUAAUACUUUUAUUGCCAAUGUGUGUCACAAAUUGUCUUUCCUGUUUGCAUUCAAAAAAAGCUAGUAAACACAGUAGACGAGCAGCUAUGGAACAACCUAGUAAAGAACAACAAAUGGCUACACUUUCAUACAAUCCUUAUGUAAAUUUUUUGUUCAAAUAA